UGUGGAGCGCCGCAUAUAGUCACUCACUUAUACAAAAUUUCGCUUAUUCGCAAAAUGUCUUAUCCACUAAUUCAAUAUACACGAUCACGACCACCGCAUAAAAAUUUCCUCUGCAUUAUUUAUUGCUACAACAAUCUACAUAUCACGGUUCGGAAAUGGAAAUGGCUCGUGUUUGUGGCCACAAACCACUGCGUUUUAACGCUCUCUCACAAAGCCGGCACAACCACAAUUCCCGAGGACUAGUAGUAUCCAUGGUUAUCAAACGAAGCCCCAAACGUCUCAAAUACACAGAUACAAAAACUCGCUUCAACAAGGAAGGAGGUUUGGUUUACAUUGAAGCUGAUCCAUCUGGCUCUGAUUCAUGGAGAUUGGAACCAGUUGUUAAUCUCUUGAAACAAGGUGCUGUUGGAGUCAUCCCUACUGAUACACUAUAUGCAAUAGCAUGUGACCUAACAAAUCACUCAGCCAUUGAACGACUUCGAAGAAUCAAGAAUAUAGAUGCUUCAAAGCCGCUUAGCAUCUUAUGCCACUCAUUUCGCGACAUAGAUAAGUACACAGCUGGUUUUCCGUGCGGUGAUGGUCAAGGCAAUGCAAAUUUAUUCAAAGCUGUUAAGCUUUGCUUACCUGGUCCAUACACUUUCAUCUUAAUGGCGAGCAAAGCGUUACCAAAACAGUGCAUAAGGUUUGGAACUACUUCUGCCAAAUAUGCAUCAAGAAAAAAUGUGGGUGUUCGAAUGCCCGACGAUGCCAUUUGCCAAGCAAUACUAAAGGAGAUGAGUGCACCAUUAAUAUGCACAAGCAUCAAGUUCCUCAACGAAGACGAAUGGAUGAUUGAUCCAGUUAUGAUAGCUGAUACAUAUGGACCAGAGGGCCUUGAUUUUGUUGUUGAUGGUGGUGUAAGAUUGGCUCAGUCGUCCACUGUGGUCGACAUGACCAAAUUGCCUCCCAGAGUUCUACGGGAAGGAAAGGGUACAGUUACGGACUGGAUGGUAUUGGAAGAUGAUCAGGAAACUGAUGUUGAAGAGGAUCUCAUCCCUGCUGCUAUUUGAAUGUUAAUCAUCUAUGAUGGAAGAUUUAACAUAAAAAACCAAUUAAUGGCAUAGGCACAAGGUGGAAAAUUUGAUGUAAAUAAAAAUAUAUACUUUUGUAAAUGUUGACAUAGUCGACCAUGUACCCGUUUUUGUUGACCAGGUACCCUAAUACUCAUAGGGCUGCCUGGAUUCUUUUUGCAAUUAAUUAAAAUUUGUUUUUUCAUUUGUCUUGUCAAGAUCUUGGGACAUUUUAGGACAUGCCUUCAAUAUUUGGGGUGAUCUACAUUGUGAAGCUCCCACACUCCAACAUUGUUAAAGUAUUCUUUAAUGUAUAUUUGAAAAUUUUCAAGUAAUAAAAUUUUAAUUUACUUAUCCCAUAGGUAUGAAGUGGUUAAAGUUGGACCCUUAUCAUUAUAACAAAGAAAAAUUGAAAUUGACAUCACCGUAUCAUAAGUUGUGAAAUAUAUUUUUGGACAAGAAACAAAUCAAUCAUUGGAAAAAUAUAUUAGAAUAUAUCUUAAGAAAUUCUAAGCUUUCGAUUUAGAGCAAGCAAAGCCAGCAGCAUUUGUAUUCCUAAAGUUUCCUGUAGAAGUACACACCCGCAGGACUUUCUCAGGUUCGUAAAAAAAUCAUUAAAUAUUUAAAAUUAAAUCUCAACUUGUGUCCAUUUGUUCUUCAUCUUCAGUUUGAUCUUGACUAAUCUCAUUACCAUUUUCUUUUUUCUGUGUUUCUGUUUCUUCUUCUCCCUCGGAGAUUUCUUUAGAUUUCUCUUUGUUAGAUGGUGCUGGCAAAGUUUUUUCUACCAGCUCUACUAUUUCAGCUAUCUGUUCAUCUGGAAAACGGAUUGUACAAUCCUCUAUGAUCUG
This is a messenger RNA of Vicia villosa (hairy vetch), 1897 nucleotides long. RefSeq lists its product as uncharacterized. Lineage: Eukaryota; Viridiplantae; Streptophyta; Magnoliopsida; Fabales; Fabaceae. The transcript is spliced from 9 exons. Gene Ontology annotation, molecular function: double-stranded RNA binding. Bases 156 to 1049 code for a protein of 297 amino acids. The record is from RefSeq and is a predicted model, not a curated record.